UAAACCCUUUUUUCCCUUCUCAGACAAACAGAGGUUUAAGGGUUUUUCUCUCUUAGGGUUUCCCCUUCUCCCCCGUCGAUCUCAAUCGCGAUUGAUGCGACUUCUGCUUAUAAUUCCUCAGACCCAUAUACAAACCAAUCUCGGAAAUGACCAUGGAAGCUCGAGUCGGCGUAGUGGUGGAAGGAGGGCAGAGGGCUCUCCACACAGCCACCGCCGUGAAUAACACCGUCGUAGACGCCGGAAACAGGAAGCUUUUGCAGCAACAACAGAGUAAUAAGCCGUCGCUGAAUCAGAAACAGGGCGGAUCCAUCUCCCAUCUCAUCGCCGGAGGAAUCUCCGGGGCCUUCGCUAAGACGUGCACCGCUCCUCUCCCUCGUCUCACCAUCUUGUUCCAGAUACAAGGGAUGCAAUCGGAGACUGCGAUUUUGAGCAGUCCAAGCAUUUGGCGUGAAGCGUCUCGUAUUGUCAACGAGGAAGGUUUUAGAGCUUUCUGGAAAGGGAACUUGGUUACUGUAGCUCACAGGCUUCCGUAUUCUGCUGUCAACUUCUACGCUUAUGAAGAGUACAAUACUCUUUUUUACUCGAAUCCAGUACUGAAGAGGUAUAAAGGAAAUGCAAGUUUGGAUGUUUUAGUGCAUUUUGUAAGUGGUGGCUUAGCUGGAAUGACAGCUGCUUCAGCUACUUACCCUCUCGAUCUUGUAAGGACACGGCUUUCUGCGCAGAGAAGCUCAAUGUAUUAUCAGGGAGUUGGGCAUGCUUUCCGUACCAUUAUCAGAGAAGAAGGAUUUUGGGGGCUAUAUAAAGGACUUGGUGCUACUUUGUUGGGUGUUGGUCCAAGCCUUGCCAUCAGCUUCUCAGCAUAUAACUCUCUGAAAACAUCAUGGCUAUCUCAUAGGCCUAAUGAUUCAGAAGUUAUGGUUAGUCUUAGCUGUGGCAGUCUCUCGGGAAUUGCUUCCUCCACAGCAACGUUCCCGGUGGACCUGGUGAGAAGAAGAAUGCAGUUGGAAGGAGCUGGUGGGCGAGCGAGAGUGUAUAAAACGGGACUCCUUGGAACGUUCAAACAUAUAUUUAAGGCAGAAGGCAUGAGAGGGCUAUACAGAGGAAUCUUACCAGAAUACUACAAAGUGGCUCCUGGUGUUGGCAUUGCCUUCAUGGCAUAUGAGAAACUGAAGAAACUCUUAUCGUCUGUCCCCAAUUAAUAGUCUCAUAUGCUCUGGUAUAAGCUGCGUUAUAGAGUUUGGAGAAGAAGAAACAGAAAGUCUUUGGUGGUAGAUUUUUUUUUUUUACUUUCCAGUGUAUAGUAAAUGCAGUUUAAGGUGUGAGGUUACAGUUUCUUCCUCCAUUAGCAUCGCUCGAGAUAGCAAUUUUGCCUUGUUCUAGGGCUCUAACAUUAAUCCAAGCUCUAUGCUCGUUUAUGAAUCCUUAAUAUAUGUUUCAUUUGAAGA
This is a messenger RNA of Brassica oleracea var. oleracea, 1445 nucleotides long. Its product is annotated as mitochondrial substrate carrier family protein B. The record is from RefSeq and is a predicted model, not a curated record. Bases 147 to 1199 code for a protein of 350 amino acids. The transcript has 7 exons. NCBI's taxonomy places the organism in Eukaryota, Viridiplantae, Streptophyta, Magnoliopsida, Brassicales, Brassicaceae. Gene Ontology annotation, biological process: transmembrane transport.